This is a messenger RNA of Phasianus colchicus (ring-necked pheasant), 1279 nucleotides long. RefSeq names its product coiled-coil domain containing 17 (gene CCDC17). Lineage: Eukaryota; Metazoa; Chordata; Aves; Galliformes; Phasianidae. The record is from RefSeq and is a predicted model, not a curated record.
ACGGGCACCGGAGCUGCUGGAGGCUCAUCAGCGCCACGUGGCCGAAAUCCGGGCCAGGACCCGACAGCUAGAGCAGCAGAGAGAGCAGCUGUGCCAGCACCUGGCAUUGCUGUGCAACAAGCGUCCGUCACCAGAAAUGAGUCGGGCCGCAGAGGUGCUGUCAGACAAAGCUGGACACCAGCACCGAGGGGCUGCCCUCCACCUCGACACCCUCCUGCCACCUUCUGGGCCACUGUCAGCUGAGGCCAGGGCUCUGCGGCUCUCCUACCUGCAUGCCGGUGGCCAUGACGAGGCCACCCUGGCACAGCUGUUAGACCUCCAGCUGGAGGCCAUGGCGCUGGAGAAAAAGGCUGCACAGAAGAUGAGUAAGCACCAGCCCCAGCACAGAGCCCAGGGACAGGAUACCAUUGCUGUUGAGGCGGCACGGGGCCUCGAUGCGGCACUGAUGGCUGUGGAGCUGGAGAACCAGCGGCUCGAGGAUGAGCUCCUGGCACUGAAGGUCCGGAGGGAGAUGCGAGUGGAUGUCGGAUCACUGGCAGCCCGGCAGAAUGCAGAAGUGGCUCAGCUGCAGGCAAAGGUGGAGAUGCUGCUGCGACACCAGGCAGAGGAGAUGGGGCCGCGCCCGCCCCCUGCCGUCCUCCCACCGCCCGUGGCCCCUCCGCUCCCCGCAGCCUCAGCUCUGGCGGAGCCAUCGAGGACAGGCAGCCCCACAGCCUCCAGCCGCCCACUUGCACCCUCCAGCCUCCCCAGCAUCUUCUUUGGAGCCCUGGAUGACCCCCCUCCUACUCAAGAGGCACCAGCUCAGCUCAAAAGCCCGGAGAGACGCUUCUCAAGGUACAUUUAGGAAAAGCUUAACAGGAGGCAUUCAAGGCUCAAACUAGGGAGCAGCAAAACCCACGGCACGAUUUCCUCUAUAUCCUGGGACUCAUUGUGGUAGGUGUGUGAAAUAAAUGGCUUCUAUCUACAGCUCUUCACCUCCUGACCUUUUUCAGGGUACAGAAUAUCAAGUUCAUUGUUUGCAGUCACAUCCUGAAGAACAGAGCUGUGCUACUGCUCUGAAGUAAGAUGACACAGAAGCAGCAGUAACUUUGCAAAAAGGAGUUCAGCCAUAGCAAGCCAGGAGUGCGGGGAGGGAGCAUAGAGGGACUACAGCCUUCUGCCACUGCAGCACACAGGCAGGGAAGGUACCAUGCCACAGUAACUGGCCAGAGAGACGCUAACAGCCUUGCCUCCCUGGCACCCUACUACAGGCUCAGGACUUACACUGCCUCCUCUUGCC